Messenger RNA from Neohortaea acidophila, 1160 nucleotides. RefSeq names its product putative esterase. The transcript has 4 exons. The record is from RefSeq and is a predicted model, not a curated record. Lineage: Eukaryota; Fungi; Ascomycota; Dothideomycetes; Mycosphaerellales; Teratosphaeriaceae. Gene Ontology annotation, molecular function: hydrolase activity. The coding region runs from base 78 to 1148 and encodes 356 amino acids.
GACUUUCCCAAAUUAGAAGGUACCGACAGCACGAGCUUCACACUCCCAACCCAUCACCCACUUCUCAAUAUCGCAAAAUGUCUCACGAGCCCGUAAACCCAAUCCUCCCGCAGUUCCUGCCCCAUCUCGAUCCGCAAUUCAUAGAAAUCUACAACAAAUACCAAGCCCCUCGUCUCCGCGCGGACCAGGUCUCCAUCGGAGAAUACCGUGCCAAUACCACCAAAUACACCUUCCCAAUCACACCGGGUCCGAAGCCGGAGGUAGGAGACGCAACCAUCCACCGUAUCCCCGUCGAGCAUCCCGCGGGCGAGAUCCGAGUCAAAGUCUACACGCCGACCGAAGCAGCGAUCGAAGCCGGAGGUCUGAAGAACGCGCAAGGCCUAUUGCCCGCGCACGUCAACUAUCAUGGCGGCGGCUGGGUCAUCGGCUCCCUCCUCUCCGACGAACCCUGGUGCCGCUCAGCAACGCAAACCCUCGGCCUAAUCGUCGUCGACGUCGACUACCGCCUAGCCCCCGAACACCCCCACCCAGCCCAAGUGUGGGACAGCUGGGCAGCGCUCAAAUGGGUCUUUGCCAACGCCAGCAGCCUCAACAUCGAUCCCUCCCGCGUCUCUAUCGGCGGGUUGUCAGCGGGCGGACACAUCGCGGCCGUGCUGGCGCUCCUCGCGCGCGACGAGCCUGGCAUGCCGAUUUUGAGGCUGCAGUUGCUGGUUGUGCCUGCUGUUGAUGCGCGCUCGAUUCCGCUUGAGGGGCCCGUGGCGGACGGGGUGGAGUAUGGGAGUAUGCGGAGUUGCGAGUUUGCGCCGUGUUUGCCGCUGAAUCGCAUGCGGUGGUUUUCGCGGCAUUGGCUGGGGAUGGAUGUUGAGGAGCGAAAGAAGAAGCAAGACGAGUGGAUCUGCUCGCCCAUCCUGGCGCCCUCUCACGCCGGGCUAGCACCAGCUUCGAUCAGAUGCGCGGAGUUCGAUGUCCUGCGUGACGAGGGCGUGGCGUAUAACGAUCUGCUCAACAAGUCCGGCACUCCGAGUCGAAUCAAAAUCUACAAAGGCGUGUGCCAUCCCUUCGCGCACUGGCACGCGUUGGACAAAGCGAGGGAAUUCGACCAGGACACGUUUGAUGAUCUGAGGCAGGCACACGCCCUUACCAAGUAAUAGACCAAGAGG